UGAGAAGGCGAGCGCGCGCAGGAAGGUGAGGAGAGAGAGAGAGAGAGGGGGAGGGAGGGAGAGAAAGAAGUAAAGAACUCAACGUGAAGAAAGCCAGCAGCAGCAGCUGGCCAAUCCCAUUUGUCUUCCUCAUGAUUCAUCACAGAUCUCUCGCCCCUCUCUCUCUAUUAACGAGCAUUAGGAAUACCCAUUUAAUCUCUGUACAUAUCUAUAUAGAUAAUAUAUAUAUAUAUAUAUAUACACACACACACACACACACACACACACCUUCCUCUCUCCACAAUCUUCCUUCUCUAUGGUUAAUAGUUGUUCCGAAAGAUCCUAAAUUUCGAGACAACACAAUAAAAUGGGCUGUUGCCAAUCCUCGUUUUUCUAUGUAAAGGACCACCGCCCCGCCCGAAACCGCGCUCUUCCCUCCAACAGUGGCGACGUUCUCCCGGCCUUCUCGGAAUUCUCUCUCUCCGACCUGAAAUCCGCCACCAACAACUUCGCCUCCGAACACAUCGUCUCUGAGGUCGGCCGUAACGCCCCUAACGUCGUCUACAAGGGCCGCCUCCACAACCGGCACUGGAUCGCCGUCAAGAAAUUCACCACAAUUGCCUGGCCUGACCCCAAACAAUUCGCCGAGGACGCGUGGGGCGUUGGGAAGUUAAGGCACAAGAGGAUCGCCAAGUUGAUAGGUUACUGCUGUGACGGCGAUGAGAGGCUUCUAGUGGCCGAGUACAUGCCCAAUGAUACCUUGGCUAAACACCUGUUUCACUGGGAGAACCAAACUAUUAAGUGGGCCAUGCGUCUAAGAGUUGCUCUAUACAUUGCCGAAGCAUUGGAUUAUUGUAGAGCCGAAGGCCAUCCACUGUACAAUGACUUGAGCGCAUAUGGGGUUCUCUUUGACGAGAAUGGUGAUCCCCGGCUUUCAUGUUUUGGCCUGAUGGAAAACAGCAGGGAUGGAGUUGGAAUGCUGGAGUGUAACAGAAAUGGAAUGAUCACUCCAGAAAGUGUUGUCUUCAGCUUUGGGACUGUGCUUUUGGAUCUUCUCAGCGGGAAGCAUAUUCCACCCAAUCAUGCUCUUGAUAUGAUACGUGGCAAAAACAUUCUUCCACUGAUGGACUCACAUUUGGAGGGGAACUUUUCAACUGAACAAGCUACUGUGGUUUCUGACCUGGCCUCACAAUGUCUGCAAUACGAACCUAGAGAGCGUCCAAGUACCAAGGACCUGGUUGCAACACUAGUCCCACUGCAAAAUGAAGCUGACGUUCCAUCUUAUGUGCUGCUGGGAAUUCCAAAGCACGAGGAAGCACCACCUAAGCCGCAGCCUCCUCUUUCUUCUAUGGGUGAUGCCUGUUCAAGAAUGGACCUCACAGCCAUUCAUCAGAUAUUGGUGAUGACACACUAUAGGGAUGACGAAGGAACCAAUGAGCUAUCAUUUCAAGAGUGGACCCAACAGAUGAGAGAUAUGCUGGAUGCGAGGAAACGUGGGGACUUGGCAUUUCGUGACAAAGAUUUCAAGAAUGCCAUAGACUGUUAUUCUCAGUUCGUUGAUGUGGGAAGCAUGGUUUCCCCAACUGUAUUUGCGCGAAGGAGUCUUUGCUUUCUUCUAUGUGACCAACCAGACUCAGCCCUCCGAGAUGCAAUGCAAGCACAAUGUGUCUACCCAGACUGGUCCACUGCUUUUUACAUGCAGUCUGUUGCCCUUGCAAAGCUGGACAUGCACAAAGAUGCCGCUGACAUGUUGAGCGAGGCUUCUGCACUAGAAGAAAAAAGGCUACGAGGUUGUAGAGGGCCUUGAAAAACUCCCCAUGUACAUGUGUGUUUUUUGUAAUGUAAUUCUUCUUGUAAGCGAAAUUCAUUGGGUUUUUAUGUAACAAUUUUGUAUGGGCUCUUGUGCUGGUUGUCUAAAGAUGUGCCAUAGAGGGGAAAUGCGCUGGUUUUUUGGUACUACAUUUAAUAUUAAUAUUAUUUAUUUCCUGAUAUUGUUUAUGUCAACUUUUGCUUUA
Messenger RNA from Rhododendron vialii, 1994 nucleotides. RefSeq names its product serine/threonine-protein kinase BSK1-like. Gene Ontology annotation, biological process: protein phosphorylation; brassinosteroid mediated signaling pathway. The record is from RefSeq and is a predicted model, not a curated record. Bases 347 to 1786 code for a protein of 479 amino acids. The transcript is spliced from 9 exons. Gene Ontology annotation, molecular function: ATP binding; protein binding; protein kinase activity. Lineage: Eukaryota; Viridiplantae; Streptophyta; Magnoliopsida; Ericales; Ericaceae.